Messenger RNA from Perca flavescens (yellow perch), 2281 nucleotides. It is a transcript of the gene slc38a9, whose product is annotated as solute carrier family 38 member 9. The coding region runs from base 423 to 2096 and encodes 557 amino acids. Gene Ontology annotation, cellular component: lysosomal membrane. NCBI's taxonomy places the organism in Eukaryota, Metazoa, Chordata, Actinopteri, Perciformes, Percidae. Gene Ontology annotation, molecular function: L-amino acid transmembrane transporter activity. The record is from RefSeq and is a predicted model, not a curated record. The transcript is spliced from 16 exons. Gene Ontology annotation, biological process: amino acid transmembrane transport.
CCAUAUUGCAUUCAUCAAUAACAACAACAGACAGAGCCCAUCAGGGCGAAAUGUACUUUUAACUUAGCAUUUCGUCUUCAUUCGGACUGUGUUGCCAGUAACAGUUAGCUGUUAUUUAGAUAGCGUCUUCUGUAGGCCUAUAUUUAAUUUUUGGGAGUGAGGUUGCAGCAUCCGCCGCCGUGAGUUGACGUCUGGCUCUUUUGAAGUCACGUUCGUCUGACUAGCUGGUGGGAACAUUUGCUGACAGAGCAGACCAGAGAUGAGCUAAGGACAGGAAGGAACACUUCUCUGCACACUCUGGCUUGUCGGGAAGGGGGUUAAAAACCGGACCAGUUAGGCGUGAUUGAUGGUUCUGCGGAGGCUCCACACAGCGCUUUUGCCGUAGCCGACUCAGGUGAUGAGAGUUGAGAGGCUGUAGCUGAAUGUCAGCGGUCAUGGAGGACGACAGCCGGCCUCUGCUGAGCUCCGAGCAGACUGGAGAGAGCUACUCCACAGACUCACCGGACUUUAAGGCUAAAAGGCCCUUCCACGUAGAGCCCAGGAAUAUCGUAGGUGAUGACCCGCAGGAGAGAGUCUCUGCAGAGGCUGCCAUCCUCAACAGCCGAGUCCAUUACUACAGCAGACUGACAGCCUCUUCUGACAGAUUGCUAAGUCCUCCAAACCAUGUGAUCCCCCGGCAAGAGGAGAUCUACAUCUACAGCCCACUGGGGACAGCUUUCAAGGUGACAGGCAGCGACCCCUCCUCUAAAAACCCCAGUAUCAUCACCAUAUUUGCUAUAUGGAACACAAUGAUGGGCACAUCGAUACUCAGCAUACCUUGGGGUAUAAAGCAGGCUGGUUUCACUCUGGGGAUCCUCAUCCUCAUCUUCACAGGCCUGCUGAUGCUCUACUGUUGUUACAUCGUUCUCAAAUCACCAAAGGCAAUACCAGAUAUGGACACUUCCGACUGGGAAUUCCCUGAUGUUUGUAGUUACUACUUUGGCAAGUUUGGCAAGUGGUCCAGCUUGUUCUUCUCGAUGGUGUCACUUAUUGGAGCCAUGGUGGUUUACUGGGUUCUCAUGUCCAAUUUCCUCUACAACACCGGACAGUUCAUCUACAACUAUGCUCACAAUGUCAACAUGUCAGAUUCAGAGUUUGGAACCAACGGCUCAGAUAGAGUCAUCUGUCCAUACCCAAACACUGAACCCGGAGGGAACCACACCAUCAGCACACUAUACAUCAGUGGAAAUGACACUUCUGAUGGCACCUCUUUUGAACACUGGUGGAGCAAAACCAACACCAUCCCCCUCUACCUCAUCAUCCUGCUGCUGCCGCUGCUCUGCUUCCGCUCAGCCGCCUUCUUUGCCCGGUUUACUUUCUUGGGCACCAUAUCAGUGGUCUACCUGAUUGUGCUGGUAACGAUUAAAGCUGUCCACCUCGGCUUCCACCUAGAGUUCCACUGGUUUGACACAACCAAGAUCUAUGUUGCAGAGUUCAGACUGCUCUUCCCUCAGUUCACUGGUGUCCUCACGCUGGCCUUCUUCAUUCAUAACUGCAUCGUCACGUUAAUGAAGAACAACAAACACCAAGAGAACAAUGUGCGGGACCUGUCUGUGGCUUAUCUUCUAGUAGGGCUGACCUAUCUGUAUGUGGGAGUGUUGAUCUUUGCUGCCUUUCCCUCACCUGCUCUCUCCAAGGACUGCAUUGAGCCGAACUUCUUAGAUAACUUCCCCACCAGUGAUGUGUUGGUGUUUGUGGCUCGGGCCUUCCUGUUGUUCCAGAUGAUCACAGUCUACCCCCUGCUGGGAUACUUGGUGCGGGUCCAGGUGAUGGGCCAGAUCUUUGGCAAUCAUUACCCCAGUUUCCUCCACGUUGUGGCACUGAACAUCGUAAUAGUUGGAGCUGGUGUCCUGAUGGCCAAGUUCUAUCCCAAUAUUGGAUCCAUCAUAAGGUUUUCUGGAGCGACAUGUGGCUUGGCUCUAGUGUUUGUCUUCCCUGCCUUAGUCCACAUGAUCUCCCUGAGAAGGCAGGGGCUGCUCCGCUGGCCGUCAGCCAUCUUCCACAGUUUCCUGGUCCUGUUGGGCAUGGCCAACCUGCUGGCUCAGUUCUUCAUGUAGAGAAGCAGUCAGAGACAGACUCCUAACCAAUGUUAGGAGUCUGUCUCCUAGUGUGUUUUAUCCCACGUAUGUCAUGGCCACUAAAAUAAUGCCCAGAUGAACGUCAGCAGCCUCCAGCUAAUCAGAUUUAUUGUCUGUUUCUAUGGUAUCAAAAAGAAGGUAUUAAAUAUCACACACUUCCUGUA